AAACAUCUCUCUCUCUAGCAAAGAUGGAUUCGGUAACGCUCUACUGCACCGCCGCUCUAGUCGCCGGCGGUCUCUACUGGUUCGUCUGCGUCUUAGGCCCCGCAGAACGAAAAGGCAAACGAGCCUUAGAUCUCUCCGGCGGCUCCAUCUCCGCCGAGAACGUCAAAGACAACUACAACGAAUACUGGUCUUUCUUCCGCAAACCAAAAGAGAUCGAAACCGCCGAGAAAGUCCCCGACUUCGUCGACACGUUCUACAACCUCGUCACCGACAUCUACGAGUGGGGAUGGGGACAGUCUUUCCACUUCUCCCCUUCCCUCCCAGGCAAAUCCGACAAGGACGCGACAAGGAUCCACGAAGAGAUGGCAGUGGAUCUCAUCAAAGUCAAACCAGGACAAAAGAUCCUCGACGCAGGCUGCGGCGUAGGUGGGCCUAUGAGAGCCAUCGCGGCCCAUUCAAAGGCCCAUGUAACGGGAAUCACCAUCAACGACUACCAAGUCAAACGAGCCAAGCUCCACAACAAGAAAGCGGGUCUAGACUCUCUAUGCGACGUCGUUUGCGGUAACUUUUUACAGAUGCCGUUCGAUGACAACACUUUCGACGGCGCUUACUCGAUCGAAGCCACGUGUCACGCUCCCAAGCUGGAGGAAGUGUACGCGGAGAUCUACAGAGUGAUGAAGCCUGGAACUUUGUACGUCUCUUACGAGUGGGUCACGACGGAUAAGUACAACGACGACGAUGAGGAGCACAAGGAGGUGAUUCAAGGGAUCGAGAGAGGAGAUGCGCUUCCUGGUCUGAGACACUAUUCAGACAUAGCUGUUACGGCGAAGAAAGUUGGGUUUGAGGUUGUGCAAGAGAAGGAUUUGGCUAAACCACCGGCGAAACCGUGGUGGGACAGGCUUAAGAUGGGUCGGAUUGCGUAUUGGAGAAACCAUAUUGUGGUUGUGGUUCUGUCUGCUAUUGGGAUUGCUCCGAAAGGAACUGUUGAUGUUCAUGAGAUGUUGUUUAAGACUGCUGAUUACUUGUCUAGAGGUGGUGAGACUGGUAUCUUCUCUCCGAUGCAUAUGAUUCUUUGUAGAAAACCAGAGAAAGUUUCUUCCGAAUGAUGGGAAAAAAAAAAUCUUUGUUUUUUUUUAUUUUUUGUUUUGCCCUUUAAGAAUCUUGUUUUUUUUUUUUUUCAUUUGGUAAUUCGUAUUAAUAUCACUUUGUUGUUCAGUGUAUUUUUAAAUUUUUACUUC
Eruca vesicaria subsp. sativa (arugula) is the source of this 1238-nucleotide messenger RNA. The record is from the annotation of a GenBank genome assembly. NCBI's taxonomy places the organism in Eukaryota, Viridiplantae, Streptophyta, Magnoliopsida, Brassicales, Brassicaceae.